Chiloscyllium plagiosum (whitespotted bambooshark) is the source of this 3322-nucleotide messenger RNA. RefSeq names its product YES proto-oncogene 1, Src family tyrosine kinase (gene yes1). The record is from RefSeq and is a predicted model, not a curated record. Gene Ontology annotation, biological process: protein phosphorylation. Lineage: Eukaryota; Metazoa; Chordata; Chondrichthyes; Orectolobiformes; Hemiscylliidae. Gene Ontology annotation, molecular function: protein tyrosine kinase activity; ATP binding; protein binding.
GGUGCAGGGGCGGGGCAGAACCGGAGGCGAUGUCCGCUCCCUGAGGAGUCGCCAUCUUGUAUUCGGAGGUUUGCGGCUUAAGGAGAGUGUGCGCUGGCAGGAGAAUGGUUUAGAUACGGAACACAGCAUUUGAGUUUAAGGGGUUUAAGUUGGGUUUUUGUUCUUUGCCUCGUGUGAAGCUGGCGGGCCGGGAAUGAGGUGAUGAUGAUGAUGACGGCGGCGGCCCUGUGAGUCGGGCCUAGCCCCGAGCUGGUCGGAUCAGUUGGUGGAGCCGCUUUGGCCUCUCCUCUCGGCUGCAGGAAGAGUCGUUAAAGUGAUGCGGAUGUGAGGAGACGUUCAAGUCCCGGCCGGAGAGCAGCUUCAACCAUGGGUUGCAUAAAGAGCAAGGAGGACAAAGAGCCGGCUAUGAAAUACAGACCAGGUGAUGCUACUGGAACUGUUGGUGUACACAUUACUCAGUAUGGUCCUGAUCCCACCCAGCUAACACAGUCACCAGCAUCAAAAGGACCAUCUGGUAAUUUCAACAAGCAUUCCAUGGCACCAUUUGGUGGGUCCGCUGGUAUGGCGCCUUUUGGAGGGGCCUCUUCAUCAUUUACAGUUGUCCCCAGUCAGUACCCAAGUGGUGUUACAGGUGGAGUAACUAUUUUUGUGGCCUUAUAUGACUAUGAAGCAAGAACAACAGAAGAUUUGUCUUUCAAAAAGGGUGAGAGAUUCCAGAUUAUAAACAAUACGGAAGGUGACUGGUGGGAAGCUCGAUCUAUCACUACAGGGAAAAAAGGUUACAUUCCCAGCAAUUAUGUGGCUCCUGCUGACUCUAUUCAAGCUGAAGAGUGGUAUUUCGGUAAAAUGGGUCGCAAGGAUGCAGAGCGAUUGCUGCUUCAUCCAGGAAAUCCACGUGGCACAUUCUUAGUUCGAGAGAGUGAAACCACAAAAGGUGCAUAUUCCCUUUCGAUAAGAGAUUGGGAUGAAGUAAAAGGUGAUAAUGUCAAACACUACAAAAUCAGAAAACUUGACAGCGGUGGUUAUUAUAUUACAACAAGAGCACAGUUUGAGUCACUACAGAAGCUGGUGAAACACUACACAGAUCAUGCGGAUGGUUUGUGCCAUAGAUUAACUACUGUGUGCCCUACUGUAAAACCACAAACCCAGGGACUGGCUAAAGAUGCAUGGGAAAUACCUCGGGACUCCUUGCGUCUGGAAGUUAAGCUUGGACAAGGAUGUUUUGGAGAAGUCUGGAUGGGAACUUGGAAUGGAACCACAAAAGUUGCGAUUAAAACACUAAAACCUGGUACCAUGUCUCCAGAAGCCUUUUUGCAAGAGGCUCAAAUUAUGAAGAAAUUGCGUCAUGAUAAACUUGUGCCAUUGUAUGCUGUUGUUUCUGAAGAACCAAUUUACAUUGUGACAGAAUACAUGGCGAAAGGGAGCUUAUUGGAUUUUGUAAAGGAAGGUGAUGGCAAAGUUUUGAAACUUCCUCAGCUUGUUGAUAUGGCUGCACAGAUUGCCGAUGGCAUGGCAUACAUUGAACGAAUGAACUACAUCCAUAGAGACCUGCGAGCAGCCAACAUCCUUGUAGGUGACAAUCUUGUAUGUAAAAUAGCAGAUUUCGGCUUGGCGCGAUUGAUUGAAGACAAUGAAUAUACAGCAAGACAAGGAGCCAAAUUUCCAAUCAAAUGGACAGCUCCAGAGGCGGCUUUAUACGGGCGGUUUACAAUCAAAUCUGAUGUAUGGUCUUUUGGAAUUCUGCUGAUAGAGUUGGUUACUAAGGGCAGAGUGCCAUAUCCAGGUAUGGUCAAUCGGGAAGUUCUGGAACAAGUGGAACGUGGCUACAGAAUGCCUUGCCCUCAGGGAUGUCCAGAGUCGCUCCAUGAGCUCAUGAAACAAUGCUGGAAAAAAGAUCCAGAUGAAAGACCAACAUUUGAAUAUAUACAGUCCUUCCUGGAAGACUACUUUACUGCAACAGAGCCCCAGUAUCAACCUGGAGAUAAUCUAUAAGUCAAGUCAACUGCAGUAGGCUGUUUGUUCAUCAAAACUGAAGGACUCUCAAAUGGUGUCUUGCAACUUAAUGCUGAACCAAUGUUGAUACACACAACCUAGAAUUCUACUGCGCGGUUGCACAGACCACUUUUUUUUUCUUGAACUGAACACUUGUCAUCCUUUUACCAUUUCACUUCAGGGUACUAAAGGAAUUUUUUGUGAACACUAAUCAUUUUUAGGCUAAAUAUGGUGUAGGAACAACAAGGUCCAUGUUUAUAAAUGUGAAGACUUAAAUCAAUCUUAUAAAAUUCUAACCUAGGUAUUAACUAAAGUCCUGUAUUUUUGGAGAGGAAUAAGUCUAACUUUUUAGAAUAUUGAUGAAACAAUCUGACUUAGACUAAAUUUGCCUGGGUCUGUUAAAAUAUAGAAUGAGUGCAAGAGUCAAUCUUGAUUUAUUGGGAGACCUCAAUAAUCAAAUGUGUGUGUGAGUAUUGCACUGUGUUCAAUAUUUCUACUGAUGUAACUGGAAAUGCAGCAUGAGUUUUUUUUUAUACAUAGAUUGCUUGGAUUUCAUUGAAAAACAGGAAAAUAAUGAACUAAUGUUUUGUAACAUUGUUUAUAGACUAAAUUACAAUUCUUUUAAACUUGAAAUCAUGUACAAUUAGCUUCAUGGAGGCAGGUAUGGGGUGCUUUUCAAUCUUUUUUAGGAAUAGUUGAUUUUAGAAAGAACAAAUGUCCUUUGUGACUGUAAAAGGUUUGGUAUUUAAGAAUGUUGCUUAUUUCUGUUAGAGAACCACAUGCUGAAAAUCCGAAAUCAUGAACAAAAUAAACAUGCAGAUCCAGACAUAUUGAGCAAUAAUUAACUGCUAAAUUUGUGAUAGUGACCAAGGUAGAAGUGCCAAUCAUGUGUGAACUACAGUUGUAAGUUUUUUUUUGUCUACUGUGGGGAUGAAUGCUGUAAUUUAGUCAUGGUCUUAUCACUGCUGAAGCACAAUCUCUGAAAGUGAGUACAGCAUUUCCAGAUAAUAAAUUCUAACUUCCUAAUGUUUACAGGACUUAAUCUAACUGUGGAUAUUGUUCUACAGAUCCUAAUCAGUGCCAUCAUUUGUACAUUUUUCUCCAAUUUAUUUUGUGAUAGUUUUAAAAGUCUCUAUGAAAUCACAGAUUCUAUGAUUUUGUAACUUUUAUUGAAAAAUAAGCAAGCUAAGUUGUCAUUUCUGUACAAAUAUCAGAAAUUCACUGUCAGAAAUGCUUUCUGGUGAUGUCAUUUUGUUUCAUUGGUAAACCGAAUCAUUCCUGUAAUAGCAUUUGUACAGUAAAUAAACACUAAUUUGCGUCGCCUUCUUAA